CAGAACUGCUAAAAAACUACAAAAAUGAAAACAAAUUCAAUUUUGAUCAAAAAUAACCAGUGGGUGUUAUUAUUACUGAGCUAUUAUAUUCAGAGGGUCAACAUGUAUUCUUUAAUUCAACAGUUUUCUUCAUAAAAGAUGAGUUUAGGCUUCAUUAUCAAGGUGGUACAAUUGUUUUAUGUGAUUUCCAAGUUAAGUGAAUCUCUGUGUUUGCCCGUAUUUAUUUGUUUUAUUCUUGUUAUUCUCCCACUUAUGAGUAGGUAGGUCAUUUUAAGAGAUAAAUAUGAUUAAUUGCAACUUGUUACGUUUUUAAACCUUAAACUGCCCCCUGCUGAGCUGGGAGCCGCUGGUUUACAAUCAUACAUCAAACAAUCAAAAUUAUUAAUAAUAAUAAUAAUAAAUGUUCCCAUAUUAAUUUAAAUAGAGAACCAUGUCCAGCCUCAUUAAUUUAGUUAAUUAAUGCGCAUGACUGAUACCUCUCUGCAGCCGGUUGCCAUGACAAUCUGGAUGAAUGCGGGAGCCCCUCACGCAAUCGUGUGUUUGCCUGAGCUUUAGGGGGCUGACCUUCCCAUGUAAUUACUGCGUGUUUACCUAAGCAGACCUGACCUAUCUAGACAGACACAUGUGGCAUGGUUGGGUUUUUUUUUUCCAAACUGGUUCUAAAGCUGAAGAAAGAAAGCAUUUUUGAUUAAUUUAUUUAGAUUAAUUGACCUAUUCUGGUAAGUUAAUUGUUGCUAAAUAUGCCUAUAAAAACAUUAGAUAGAAAUCGUUUAUAAGACCAUAACUCUCACAACUAUCCCCCAGAGCGUGAAACUGCAGGUCAGCAUUAUAUUAGCAAGAAAGUCUUAAUGAAUUGUUCGACACUUAAUGUGUGUGGUUUGAUGUUGUGUGUCAGGAAACAAAAUAUUUCUGCUAGAUUCCAGAAAGAUGAUCUAUUCCGACGAAGCCAACUUUUGAAUUCGGCCCAGGGAAAUGGCCCCUUUAAUUACACCGAGACAAACAGAGCGGGGGCAAAGUUCGAGUGAACUCAUGAUAAAAACGGACGAGGUGAAUAGCCGGAGCUCAGACAGCAGCCUGACUUAUUACUAAAGGACACGGCGGCAGGAAGAUGCGGAAACACAUACGGAGAUAAAUAAUUACAAUCCUAAUUCCGUCAUAUCGCUCGUAACAAUUGGCGCAACUCGUUAGCUGAAUAAUGAGUUUGUGAGGCGUUACAAAUGAUACUUGCAAGCAACCUCUGCACAGAAUGACAAGAUGUCUGUUAGGCAAAAGUUUAGGGAGAUGGAGGACUGGAUGGUAUGUCUCAGCACUGAAGAAUCUUUCAUCAGUUCACGCUCUGAAGCCGCUCAUUCCCACCUUCUGCUUUGUGGUGGUGAUCGUAUACGGCCAGGCCGACAAACUCAGGAACUUUGUCGCUGGCAUCUUCAUCCCGCAGUACCAUUACCCGUUCCCUGUUGCUCUCUGCUUCACCCAGGUUCUGGUUUCUCUUGUCUUCAUAAAUCUCCUCCAUGCCUUGGGAUUGGUGCAUCUCAGACCGUACUCCAGAUCGCUGGGAGAGAGGCUGCUGCUGCCCGCCAUCUGUAACAGCUUUCACUCCGUGCUCAUGAAUUGGGCCAAAGCAAGCAGCCCGUACGCAAACCUCUUCCUCUUCACUGUUCCUCUGCUGCCUCUGCUGACCCUUGGAUUCAGUUUUGCGCUGAAGGUGGCGUCUCUGCCAUCGCACCACUUGUCAGUGUUGAUUUCUAUCCUGAGUGGGAUGUUUGUUGUCAUCACAGCAUCCAUUGGGAUCCCUGGUGUUGAGUCUCUUGAGUACCUCUACGCGCCUCUCGCUUUGAUUCUCCACAGCCUUUCGCUGAUCAGCUUCGCUAAAGUGUCCGAGUCUGUGCGCCAGCAGCCAUCUGACGUCCAACCCUCUGUUUUUGACAUCUACUACGUUCAACUGGUCAACCAGAGUGGAGUCCUGGGCCUCCUGUGGCUUCUGCACCCAGACAAACCCUGGCUGGUGUUGAAAAUGAGCAGCUGGCGCAAUCUGCUCUUCCACGGAUACCUGCUCGCCAUCGUCCUGCUGGGAAUGGUGCUCAACUUCCUGGUCUGCGCUUCUGCUCUCUGCGUCUCCCCACUCGCAGCUGCGUUGCUAUAUUCGGCGAGGUACAUGGUGCAGCCGUUUUUUCAUCUUCUGUAGUCCCUCUGUAUGGCACAGAAUCCUUGUCUGUCUAUAAGCUAUCACCAUCAUCAAAGGUUGAAGUAGCACUUCCGAAAACAAAAACAAAAAAAUCACACGAAAAACGUGAAAAGAUUUCCGUCAGGUCAAACGUUUAACAUUAAUCCGGUUAGAACUGUGACUUUUAGAACUAAAAGUCUGUCACAGCCAGAAGAAAUCUGCCACUAAACUUUCAAACUGGAAAAAAUAAAAUAAAUAACAACACGGCGCACAGACCAAAAUUUUGAAGGUUUGAUGUCCAUUUGAUGAGGGUUAAAAGUAAGAGACAUGUAUCCUGUUAUGACCACGUUGUUUGUUCCUGUGUGAAAUUAGACAAACCUGGCAUGUUAAAUGUCUUUUUUUUUAAAUUUGAUCUAAACUAACUCCUCUAAUGUUUAUUUUAAAUUUCUGUGUCAUAAUCAGAUUAGUUUUGCUGGUUGAAGCUAGUGAAAAUGUGUUCACAUAUUGCGUGUUUCUGCAAGAACCUGAAGAAAACAGGAAGUAAACUACUACCUAUACAGAUUAUGGUAAACCUUUGGUACAAAGCAACAAACCUUCUUUUUUGUGCAAAGCUGGAUAUGGAUUUUUCUUAAUUAGAGCAAAUUCUUUUAAUAUUAUCAUUUUCUUGUGCAUCUUUUAACAUAUUAGAGCAGUAUUUGCGGGAUUCAAGUCCCACGUUUCUCCUCCACUGAACAAGAUCUAACCGGAUCUCUGUGGAGGUUUUCUGUGAAUGAUUCUGAGAAGCCUUUUUUCAGAGGAAACAGGAUAAAGAUGAUCAGGGUUGUUUUUUUUUGUUGUUUUUUUUUUUACAUUUUUACAUGACACAUAAAAACACAUUUUUAAUCAGUGUUAAAAAAAAACAUAUUUAACCUCAGACCUUUGGCUGAAUGAAUUUUAAACCAGACGUUGGUUUAUGUUGUCCCUGAAUGAUUCUGAGAGCUCGGAUGAAAGGACACGGCACCGACAGGCUGUUAUGAUGCCUCUUGUUGAAGUCUGAUGUAAUUUAAGACAUUAUAUUUUUAUUAAUUUAACUUUAAAUAUGUAUUUUUAUAUAAUUUUGUCAAUAUGCAAGCUCUUUCUUUUUGAAGUAGCUAGUUCUGUUCUGUAAAAAUGUGCUGUGCAUGUUUAAUAAAACUGAAAGAAGUGAA
Messenger RNA from Poecilia reticulata (guppy), 3348 nucleotides. The record is from RefSeq and is a predicted model, not a curated record. NCBI's taxonomy places the organism in Eukaryota, Metazoa, Chordata, Actinopteri, Cyprinodontiformes, Poeciliidae.